Messenger RNA from Myripristis murdjan (pinecone soldierfish), 4004 nucleotides. Its product is annotated as centrosome and spindle pole-associated protein 1-like. NCBI's taxonomy places the organism in Eukaryota, Metazoa, Chordata, Actinopteri, Holocentriformes, Holocentridae. The transcript has 30 exons. The record is from RefSeq and is a predicted model, not a curated record. Gene Ontology annotation, cellular component: centrosome; spindle pole; microtubule. Gene Ontology annotation, biological process: positive regulation of cytokinesis. Bases 158 to 3754 code for a protein of 1198 amino acids.
CCGGAAGUGUCACAUUUUUAUAUUUUGUGUCGCCUCCGGUACAGCGGUGUUGAUCUCUGCUUGAAAACGACGGAAAACUGCUGGAAACCAGCAAACCUUGACACGCCGGGUCGAUUUAUCUUUCAGAUGGUGGGUUGUGUAAUGUUGUGUUUUGGAGAUGGAUGAUGAGCUGGAGCACUUCAUCAGGGAACAGAAGGCGAAAGUGGCAGAGGAUAAAGCCAGUCUGGAGCAAGACCCUCCUUAUAUGGAAAUAAGGAAAUCCCACAGAGCUUAUGAGUCCGCCAUUAAGGAGAAUAUCCCUCCUAAAUCUGCAGCACAUGGGAAAGAGGAGAGUUACGGUGUGGGUCUGCCUCUCGGAGUGGACUAUGAGAGGAAGAAGCAGAGGCUGCAGCAUGAGCUCCGUUUGGACUACAGGCGCUACAUGUCUCAGAAAAAACAUCUUGACACUGUUGAACCUAGACCAUCAGUUUCCCUUGAAGACAGGAGGCCUGACAAGGAGCAUCACGGCCCUCAUCCUCCUCCCCGACAGCUGCUGUCUGAGGGCCAGCGCAGCCCCAAACAGGACCUUCCCUCUAGGAAGGAUGCAGCCACACUGACAGAGGGCAGGAGGGGGGUGCACAGAGUACUGCGUCGGGCCAGGGGCAAGACUUCCUGCCUAGAUGAGGAAGAAGAGGAGGAGGUGUUGCUGGCUACCAGGCACAGAGGCAGGCUUGGGAGGCUGAUGGACCAGGAGUCAGAGGAAGAGGAGUGUACCGAAGAGGAGCUGGAGCUAAUGGAGGACAUGAGGCACAGACUCACGGGGAUGGGGGCUGGCUUUGAGAAGAGAAGAUCCAAUAAGACCGAUGGCAGAGAUUUGAGAAGGCUUGGAGACAGACGAGUUGACCCCUCUGAUGACUGUGGAGAUUCAAAUCAUUAUGGACCAAACCAUGAGAGGGAGAGGAGGCAGAAUCCAUCAGGGGGCAUCAAAGGAGGCAGGAGAUUUAGGACGCCAGUGAAUAAGGAUGAAGCUGAAUUUGCCACCAGUCUAAUGAUAGGAGCUGCUGAUGCAGAGGAGGCUUUGCAGAGGAGGAAAGAGCGCUACCGGCAGGAGCUGCAAGAGCAGAUAGCCGAGCAGCACAGGAACAGAAAGAGGGAGAAAGAUUUGGAGCUGAAAGUUGCUGCCACAGGAGUGACUGACCCUGAGAAACAGCCGGACCGAAUCAGGCAGUUCGGACUGAGCAGGAGAAAAGCUCCCCAGGUUGUGGAGCCUCCAGCAGCAGGAGAGGGCGAGUCGUCUGGUGGUCGCCACAGUGAUGAGAAGCUCGGCGUGUGGGAUGGAGAGAAGCCGCCUCCAGAGCAACCCCAUGUGGCCUUCCAGUCCCCUGUGUUGGAGUACAGUGCUGCCCUAGGUCUCGGCGGAGGUGGUCUGUCCCCCUACAGGCAGCCUGCUGCUCCACACUUCCACAGAGCCAUGGACACUCCCAGAUUCCCCUUGUUCGCUCCUCACCCCCCUUCAACACUAGCCGAGGCCUACAGGAACCCAUACAGUGACACCCAUCACUACUAUGGCAGUAGAAACCUCCUGGAUCCAAGCAUACCCUACCACGGGCAGCUGACUGUGCCUGGUGCUGGCCUUCCCAUGUCCUACUGGAACAUCCCACCAGGGGGAGCCAUCCCAAGCCAGCUGGAUAGCCACAGCCCCCACAGUCAGCAUAGUGGAAGCAGCUUCCCCGAACCUCCAGCCCACUCUCCAGGCAGGCCCAGCGGUGAGGCAGCAGCCGUCGAUUCAGGAGCCGGGCUGUUCCCUUCAGAGAGAUCCAGACCCAUCAGGGAGAGAAUGCUCAGCUAUAAAGAGGCUCUGAAACAGCAGGAAGACUUCAGGAGUGAGGGGAGCAAGCUUUAUGACCAGAUCCAGGAGCGACAGGAACGUCGGCGUCUGGAGAGAGAGGAGAGGGAACGCUUCGAGGCCCAGCUGGAGGUGGACAUGAAGAACCACCAGCCCUGGGGUCGUGGUGGCGGAGGGGCCCCACUCCGAGACAGCACCGGAAACCUCAUCACUGACCUCAACCAGAUGCACAAGCAAAAUGAAGAGGCCUACAGCAACCCAGAGCAGUGGCAGAGGAGAGCCACGGCUGCCAUGACGGCACGCCAGGUGGAGCACCCCGAUCCCAGUGACAGGGUGUCUGGUUUCACCCAUGUACACACCCCCCAGUUUGCCAGAGGCAAUGUGUUUGCCAACCAGCCCACCCAACAGCAGCUCCAGGAGCAGGACAAGUACAAAGCCUACCUCAAACAGCAGAUAGAGGAGAAACGUCGUAAAAAGGCUGAGGAAAGAGAGCGGAUCAGACUGGAGGAGGAGAAAGAGGAGAAGAGGCUGGCAGAGCAGAGGGCUCGCAUCCAGAGGGAGUACGAGGAGGAGCAGGAGAGGAAGAAACGCAAGGAGAUGGAGCAAAAUGCCAAGAACGAGGAGCUGAUUCAGCUGGCUGAGCAACGGAGGAAAGAGGCCGAGAGGAAGAGGAAAGAGGCAGAGGAGAAGGAGAACGCAUCGCUGAGGAGACAGUAUGAGAAGGAGAGGCAAGCUCGUCUGGAGGAGGCCCACAGGGAGCCCUCCCCUCCAAUCCCCACCCUGCAGAGGAAACAUGGGCUACACCGGUACACCCCCAGACCUCCCACUGCUGACAGCCAACGCUCUCCCGGUCCUCUGUCUGAGCGCUCUCUGUCUGGGCUCGAAUCCCCUCCAGUCCCUGCCUGCAGAAACCAGCUGCGAGCCGCAGAAGAGCAACGCAACGUGUUCAACGAGCUGUCAGCGUUGCGCCAACAGCUGCGCAGUGAACAGAAACGACUGGAGGGUCGUCUGUUGCAGGCCGACUGGGAGGAACUAGACUCCCCUGUGGAAGACAGACAUCAGGAGCGCCCCCUUCUGAAUGUGUUUGACAUGGCCAGGUUGCGGCUUCAGGCUCCGGUCCGAAGGCCCGCCUCCAGCAGCGCAGAGCCCAGGAACCUGCUGCGAAUCCAUGACUCCCUGCAGCUCAAACUGCCUGAUGGUGAAUCCAGGGCGGGUUCCAGUGACGUUCCCAAGCAGGACGAGGUGAGAGUGGGCAACAGGACAAGGUGGGACUACAAGGAACCACACCGCCAGUUCAGCAGCCAGAGGACAACCGCCCAGGAUGAUUAUUUGGACCUGUCCCCACCUCGGCAAAAUCACUAUCUGAGGAGUGGGGCAGGAGACUGUUCCAGAGGUUCUCUGCUGGAGUCAGAGAGCGCCUUCAUCGAGCCGCUUGGUGAUGCCUUUCCAGUGCCUGCGACCCCAGAGCCACAGAGGACCCCCCAGCUGUCGGCCAGGGAGAGAAGGAGGCUAGCCAAACAGGCACAGCCCCCCCAGGAUCGACUUGCCUCCAGGGAGCCCAUUGACAGCCCCAGAGCCCCAGAUAGCUACUCCCACCAAUCAGGGAGCAGGCUAAGGCGUGAGGCGGGCACAAAUGGAGAUGGGAGGAGUCGCUAUAGGUCAAGAAGGCUGAUCGCUCUCAAUCGUCAUGGCAACACAGCAGGACGAGGAGACAUGUCCGAUGAUGAAGACAACUCUGCCCCUCUCCAGAUUUCUCUUCACCAUCCUAGCCACCACGGCUCUGAGGAAACGGUUGCCACAGAUACCUGGCUGCGGCCGGGCACGUCGGACACGCUGAAACGUUUUAUGGGCGGCCCAUCAAGGAGGGAACGCCUGAUGCAGGACUCCACUUCCCGAGACUGGGACGGUCCCUCCACCUUUCCCAGCUAGCUUCUACCCAGAAUAUCCCCCUCUGUCUUUGUAUGAUUUUAUUUAUGGCUUCGCUGAAGAUGCUUGAUAUGAAUGUCUGCAGGGCUUAGUGCUGAGAAAUGAUACCAAUUAGUAUGCACUGAUUUUUGGUAUCAUUGUUUACAAUAUCAAAGACCCUCCAAAUUUCAAAUCCUGACAACGAAAACUGAAGUCUUCUUCUUAUGGGCAUUAAUAUUUUUAUUCCUAAUUUAAUAAAUUAUAUUUUCAUUGA